AUGAUACCAACUCAGGACGAAGACUACAAGGGGAACACUCAAGACUUAAGCAUCGACCGGGGCCAUCUGAUGCCAAAUGCCCUGCUUAACCAAGUGAAAGAUGCAGCCAACUCUACCUUCACCCUCACCAAUGUCAGCCCACAAUUCGGCGAUUUCAACAAGGGGGCUUGGAAUCAGCUCGAAUGCAUGGUCAGGGAAUUCAUGGAACGAGAAAUAGAAGAUGAAUAUGUUUGGAUCAUUGUUGGAACUUAUGGAUUGUACGGGUCAAUGAACUAUAGGCCUGCAUCAACAAAGAAUAUAAUCGAUAUUCCAGAGUUUUACUGGCAUGCAUUUUGUUACACAGGGACUGGUCAAAAGUCCUCUUACAAAAGUUAA
Oikopleura dioica is the source of this 375-nucleotide messenger RNA. The record is from the annotation of a GenBank genome assembly. Lineage: Eukaryota; Metazoa; Chordata; Appendicularia; Copelata; Oikopleuridae.